This is a messenger RNA of Umbelopsis ramanniana AG, 1885 nucleotides long. RefSeq lists its product as uncharacterized. Lineage: Eukaryota; Fungi; Mucoromycota; Umbelopsidomycetes; Umbelopsidales; Umbelopsidaceae. The record is from RefSeq and is a predicted model, not a curated record. The coding region runs from base 40 to 1797 and encodes 585 amino acids. The transcript has 10 exons. Gene Ontology annotation, biological process: branched-chain amino acid biosynthetic process. Gene Ontology annotation, molecular function: dihydroxy-acid dehydratase activity.
GUCUUCUUCUUUCACCAAACCAAACCACGUCUAAGCACAAUGUCUGAACAAGGACAAGUACACAUACAUAAAAUUACCCCACGGGACAAAGAUAUUCAAGCAAAAGGCCCUAUCAACAAGUACAGUCGUACCAUUACUCAAACACCUACCGCCGGUGCUGCCCAAGCUCAACUUUAUGCCACUGGAUUGACGGAUGACGACUUUGCUAAGGCACAGGUUGGCAUUACUAGCUUCGGAUAUGACGGAAAUCCUUGCAAUAUGCACAUUAACGACCUGGCCGCCAAAGUGAAAGAAGGAGUAAACAAAGCAGGCCUCGUGGGAUAUCAGUUCAACACCAUCGGAGUUUCCGAUGCCAUCCCCAUGGGUAGCGCUGGUAUGUCCUUCUCUUUACCCAGUCGCGAUAUCAUUGCUGAUUCUAUUGAGACGGUCAUGAGCGCUUUGUGGUAUGAUGCAAAUAUCUCUAUCCCGGGAUGUGACAAGAACAUGCCUGGAUGUUUGAUGGCUAUGGGUCGCUUGAAUCGUCCCUCCAUCGUCAUUUAUGGUGGAACUAUGAAGAAAGGAAAGGGUACACUUGGCCGUUGCGCAGACCGAGAACUGGAUAUUGGAAAUGCUCUUGAGUGCAAUGGUGAAUUGAUCAGCGGUAAAAUCAAUGAAGAGGAGCGCCGCGAUAUCAUUCGACAUGCUUGCCCCGGUGCUGGAGCUUGUGGAGGAAUGUUCACUGCUAACACUAUGUCGUCAGCUAUCGAAGCUCUUGGUAUGUCUUUGCCAUACAGCUCCUCUAUCCCUGCUGUAGAUGCCCUCAAGACUCAAGAAUGUCUUCGUGUUGGUGUGGCUAUCCGAACUCUCUUGGAGAGAGAUAUUAAGCCCAGUGAUAUUAUGACUCGCAAAGCAUUUGAGAAUGCCCUUACCGUCAUCAUGGUUCUUGGUGGUUCAACAAACGCUGUUCUUCAUAUGAUUGCUGUUGCAAAAUCUGUUGGAGUUCCUCUUACAAUUGACGAUUUCCAAGCAAUUGCCGAUAAGACUCCUUUCCUUGCCAAUCUUCGACCUAGUGGAAAGUAUGUAAUGGAAGAUUUGCAAACUGUUGGAGGCACUCCCGCUGUCCUCAAGUACCUGUUGGAAAAUGGUAUGAUCCAUGGCGACUGUAUGACUGUCACCGGUAAGACCAUGGCAGAGAAUUUGGCCGAAUUACCAGGUUUGACCGAAGGACAAGACAUUAUUCGACCUCUUUCAAACCCUGUCAAGAAGACUGGACAUCUUACAAUCCUCAGGGGUAACCUCGCUCCAGAGGGUGCUGUUGCUAAGAUUACUGGCAAGGAAGGCUUAGCAUUUAAGGGUAAAGCACGCGUCUUUGACGAUGAAGAAAAAAUCUUUGAAGCCCUGGAGCAAGGUGCUAUCCAGAAAGGCGACGUUGUUGUAGUGCGCUAUAAGGGUCCAAAGGGCGGUCCUGGUAUGCCAGAAAUGCUCAAGCCUACUUCCGCCAUCAUGGGAGCUGGUCUUGGUAAAGAUGUUGCCCUCAUCACCGAUGGACGAUUUUCAGGUGCCUCUCACGGAUUUAUUAUCGGCCACAUUUGUCCUGAAGCACAAGUUGGAGGUCCUAUUGCGCUGGUCAACGACGGUGACGAGAUCACCAUUGAUGCCAACACCCGCGAGCUGACUGUUCAUGUAUCUGACGAAGAACUCGCAAAAAGAAAGCAAACAUGGUCAGCUCCUCCUCUCAAGUAUACCAAGGGUAUCAUGGCAAGAUACUGUAUGACUGUCAAGAGUGCUAGCGAAGGUGCUGUUACUGACGAACUUUGAAACAAACAAUAAAAAGAAGUGUGAUAAAAAAUUCAAAUGGGAGUAUUUCAUUCCAAAAAUUCAAGCAUUUUUACUCUCUAUUGCGAAC